AUGGCUCAUAACCAUGAACCAUCCAUUCUGUUGCCUCUGCUGCUCAUCACUCUGUCACUAAUGAGUGGCAAAGAAGUUCUUGCAUCUCGUCACCUUCUCGAAACCACAUUGCCUACGGUUCCUGAGCUUCAUAAGGUGGAAUUGCCACCUCUUCCUACACUCCCUACUUUGCCUAAAUUUGAACUGCCACCUCUUCCCAAGGUUGAGCUUCCACCUCUGCCUCAUGUCCCAACUCUACAAGAACCCCAGCUGCCGACUUUGCCCAAGCCUGAAUUGCCAACCGUUCCACAUGUCCCAGCUUUGGAGAAGCCUGAACUGCCAGAAUUGCCUAGUCUGCCCCAUCUACCUGACCUGCUUAAGCCCACACUACCUACCGUCCCAACCCUUCCAAAGGACAUACCCUUCCCUUCUCUUUCCCAACCCCACUCAACCACUAGCCCUUGA
Molecule: messenger RNA, 444 nt
Organism: Vitis riparia (riverbank grape)
Lineage: Eukaryota; Viridiplantae; Streptophyta; Magnoliopsida; Vitales; Vitaceae
Product: protein PELPK1-like
Exons: 1
Coding region: 1-444 (147 amino acids)
Source: RefSeq, a predicted model, not a curated record